Salvelinus namaycush (lake trout) is the source of this 2024-nucleotide messenger RNA. Its product is annotated as non-muscle caldesmon-like. Gene Ontology annotation, biological process: angiogenesis; muscle contraction; actin filament bundle assembly. Gene Ontology annotation, cellular component: actin cytoskeleton. The record is from RefSeq and is a predicted model, not a curated record. Gene Ontology annotation, molecular function: actin binding; myosin binding; calmodulin binding. The transcript has 15 exons. NCBI's taxonomy places the organism in Eukaryota, Metazoa, Chordata, Actinopteri, Salmoniformes, Salmonidae. The coding region runs from base 209 to 1768 and encodes 519 amino acids.
AAGAGAGAGGCUUUGCCUUUUCUGGUAGUUAUAGUUGCUGAAAGAGCAAGCAGGAAUUCUUUGUGCUGUAGCAGAGAGAGCUGAGAUAUAAACCAGAUUGUGGAGUUGAUAUACUGAGAGAGGAGGGAGUGCUGCCCAUGGACUAAACCUAAGCGUCGCUACUCACUACAGCUAAGUCUGAACACAGAAGAAACGCUCUCAGGCCACCAUGGAUGACGACUUCGACCAGCGCAUGGAAUUGAGGAGACAGAGGCGUGAGCAAAUGCGUCUAGAGGCAGAGAAGGGCUUCAGCACAACUGAUGAUGAUGAGGAGGUGGCUCGCGAGCGUAGGAGAAACGCUCGUGAGGAACGAAUGAAAAAUCCGGAGAUGGAGGGCACCGUGACAACAGAGGUCAACAACACUCACAGUGUGACAGAGACAGAGUCCUCCUCCACCGGUGCAGAGGUGAGCUCCUCAGCAGGUGAUGGGGAUGACGUGGUACUCCUGGACCGCCUGGCCAAGCGGGAGGAACGCAGACAGAAGAGGUUGAAAGAGGCACUGGAUAGACAGAAGGAGUUCGACCCUACCAUCACCGAUGGUAAUGAGAACAGCCAGGAGGAGACCUUCUCUAGCGGGCGCCACCAAGGCACAGAGGAGGAGAAGGAGGAGAAACCAGCCCAGGAGGAAGUAACCACCAACUCCUGGAGUAGAGAGGAGGAGAAGGAGGUGAAAGAAGAGCAAGCGACGCCAAAGGAGGAAGAGCCUGAACCCGUCACAGAGCCUGAGAAAGCUGAGGAGGUGGAGGAAGAGAAGAAAGAGGAGGAAAAGUCAAAAAAGCGGUCUGAGAAGGUGGAGUUGGAGAAACCGAAGUUAAGGUCAGUGAAGAAAGACGAGAAAGAGUCCUCCCUCUCCAAGCAGCAGAACGGAGGUGUGUCGCGCUCCACCGAGGCCGAGGACCAGGAGCGCCUGGAGGCGGAGCGUAAGCUGGAGGAGCUGAAGCGGCGUCGUGACGAGGCGGACAACGAGGAGUUUGAGAAGAUGAAGCAGAAACAGCAGGAGUCUGAGGCCGAGCUGGAGGAGCUGAAGAAGAAGAGGGAGGGGAGGAAGAAGAUCAUUGAGGAGGAAGAGAAGCAGAAGAAGGCAGAGAUGGCAGAAAAGAAGGCCAAGGAGCAGGAGGAGAGGAAGAGGUUGAAGGAAGAGAUAGAGCAAAGAAGAAAAGACGCUGCAGAGAAGAAGAAACAGAUGAUCGAGGAAUCGGGCGACGGAGACAAGAAACCCUUCACAUUGGGUGUCACGCCCAAGGGCAAGAUUGGGGAGAGAGCAGAAUUCUUGAACCAGAGAGCCCAGAAAGGCUGUAAGACAUCACAUGCUCCUAUUGUCUCCAAGAUAGGCAACAGACUGGAUUUAUACACUGCUGCAGUUCAUACCAACCGGGAUGUGAGGUCUCCUAAGUCUCCAGUCUCAGACCUGCCAGAGACACCAAGCAUCCGCAACAUCAAGAGCAUGUGGGAGAAAGGGAACGUUGGGGUGGCCACUGAGAGCCCCAAGCCUAUGAAUAAGGAUGCUGCUGAUAUUAAAGUGGGUGUGGCUGGACUGACUAAAGGCUGGGGCAAGAGCCCGGCAGACACUGGCAAGGCAGCCGCAGCCGCAGCUGAGAAGGCUGAAGACCUGAAACCUGUUGAUGUGGGCAACAAGCGCAGCCUAUGGGAAACAAAGGGCUCUUCCCCUGCUAAGGUGACAGUUGGAGGCAAGACCAAAUCUGUCACAAAUGCAGGUGUGGGACGCUAAUGAUCCAAAGUAAAAACCCCGAGGAAGAACAGCCAAAAACUGAUGAAAUACAAGACUCUACUAUGUGUAUUCAUAACCAAAAAAUAUAUCCAUAACAGCCUUGCAGGGGUUGGAACCCAAAUUAUUUUCCAAUCAUUUAGUUCUGAACAGAAUUUUUUGUUGUUGUUGUUCCAUUCCACUGUUCUGACCAACACGUUCUGAACCUGUUCGAACCCCCAAAAAAUAAAUAUAGCGUUCCUUUCUGUUCCUUUUUAAA